Molecule: messenger RNA, 2192 nt
Organism: Chelonoidis abingdonii (Abingdon island giant tortoise)
Lineage: Eukaryota; Metazoa; Chordata; Testudines; Testudinidae
Gene: MTRES1
Product: mitochondrial transcription rescue factor 1
Biological process (GO): regulation of mitochondrial transcription
Cellular component (GO): mitochondrion
Molecular function (GO): RNA binding
Source: RefSeq, a predicted model, not a curated record
AACAUGUUAGUGAUUUUUUUCAGUACCUCAUAACCAUUGUAGAAAGUUGUUUCCAAGGCAAGCAAAGGCCUAUGGCACCUCAUAGAAUGGAGUCCGGUUUGUGAAUUAGGGCCCUCGGGUGCUAUAGUAAAAGGCGAAAGAUUUAUACGAACUACUACUAUGCCCUAAACUAUUAGUCUUAAUGAGGACUAUGGCUAUGCCAAAUUUCACACUUCAGCUGUUGUAGUUCUGUGUCUGCAUUUAAAAAAAACAAAUUUACAAAGACACUGAAAGUGAGUUUUUUCCCCUUCACUCACUGACAACUCUGAAACAUGUUAAAUAAUUUUGCUCAAACUUUCCAAAAAUUUAUUUUGGGAUAGAGAACAAAAUAUGGAAAUUUCAGCCUAAAAGAUUAAUGCAAACGUGUGGAAAUUUAGGGUUAUAACACUGUUUUUCAUCCUUACCUAAGAUCAUAAAUCCAUUUUUCCCUAAGGCUAUCAAAAAGUAACUACUAUUUUUUAUCCUGUUUGGAAACUGUAUUCUUGGAAUGAUUUUCAGGGAAUCUUCUGCAAAAGGGAUUGUUCUUGCUAGUGACUGCUCUUCUAGUGGAGAAUGGAUAAAUGGAUUGCAUCAGGAAAGAGUAUUUCUCUCGAAAAUGCUUCAGUGAUAUUAAGGUCUGGUUAGGAGAAGCAGCAUUUUCUCAUCUACUGGCUCUGCGGUCUGAGCACAAGGGUAUGCUAUGACUGGUUUCAGACUGCCCAUCACUGCCUUUAGAAAACUAAAUGUCUGGCUUGGAGUCUGGGAGAAAUUUCCCUCUAAUAAACUCUGCGUGUCCUGGAGGAGACAUAUAUACCCUAUCCACCAAUCCAGUAUAAUAAACUACAGAAAUCACAUUUCUCCUGUGAUACAUGAUGUAUUUUUAAGACCGCCUUCACAAUGUAUUUCAGUGCCUUGUGUACGACUUAAAAGUGACAAAAGUUCUAGAAAGAAAAAACAAACCCUGCAAGAGGAGGAGGAGGAGGAAGAAGAGAGAAGUGAUUCAGAAGAUGAAUUUGAAAAUGACCCCAAUAUAGUGAAAGAUUACAAGGAUCUUGACAAAGUAGUCCAGUCUUUUCGUUAUGAUAUAAUAAUGAAAUCUGGUCUAGAUAUUGCAAGAAACAAAGUGGAAGAUGCAUUCUAUAAUGGUGAACUCAGGCUGAAUGGAGAAAAAUUGUGGAAGAAAAGCAGAACUGUGAAAGUUGGUGACACACUGGAUCUCAUAGUAGGGGAGGAUAAAGAAACAGAAACUGCUGUAGUUAUGCGAGUUGUUUUAAAAAAAGCAUCAGAAAAGACUGAAAGUGAAAAAUACAAAGUGGUUUUGCGGCGCUGGAAAAAUUUAAAAGUGCCCAAGCAGGAUGUAUUUAAGUGACAAGGAUUUGCAUAUGGCAGCAUGAGACUUCUUAAUGGAAAACUGUUUCAUUUGUUGCUAAAUAUGAAUUUUGGUUAAACAAAAUUCUUGCACCCUAGCUAAGGGCUUCUGAUAGAAUGUUACCUCCUUGUCAUAUGCAUCAUUCAUAUCUUGUGAUAGAACAGAGUAAACUGACAGACUAUUCAUUUUUGUUUCAUGGUAAAUUGGAAAAAGCUUUAUUUCCAGAGAGUUUUCCUAAAGAACAUAUAUCAUGGUUGGGUAAAAGCUAGAUAGAUCUCAGCUGCUUGACAGUUGUCUCUGAUUUUGUUAAUCAAAAUGAUAACAAGUGGAAGAAUGUUUCUGGCUGUGAGACUUUACUUAACUCAUUUUUCUAACCUUGUACCUAAGCAGUGUCAUUCUAGGACUAUGAAACCUUUCUCAAAUCUAAAAACCCAAAGGAGGGAGACAGGAUUAUUUAAUAGCUUUUCCCCUCCUAUGGUCACUGAUUUGAAUCUGAUUCAGUUGAUAGUGACAAAGUCACUACCAUUUGAUACUUGUCAGUUGCCUCUGUGAAAUGUGUUGGUGGUCAUGUCCAUAUUACUACUGGCCAGUUUGGCUAUUUUAGAGUGACCAGGAAUUAACUGGGGAACGGCUGAGGAGACACUCACGUCGUGACUGAGAGGCACAUUGGAAGAUCAGGAAGAGGGAGCUUACACUACCAUCACUUUAUAUUGUAUAGUAGCUGUGCAGAACAUGAGUGGAAGAUUUCAGCCUCAUGCCCUCAUUCAUUGAAUAUUAAAUAAAGAGUACUUAAUGCUUAAACUGG